AAGCAACCACUCUUUCUCUCUCUCUCUCUCUCUCAUGACAUGUAUAUAUGCAUAUGUAUAUAUGUAUAUAUAUCUAUCCAUAUGUGAUUACUUGUAAGGCGUUUGUUAGCCGAGACGUUGCAUCAAUCGCAGGUGCAGGGUCUGUCCAAACCCUCCAACUCUCUAACGGAAAACCACUUUCUCGUCUCCAUCCCCCACCAUAUAUUCUCUUGGACCCCUUUCUUUCUCUUUGUCUUCAUUGCUUUCUCUCUCUCUGGUUAUUUUUGUCGAUCAGAAAGAAGAAGAAGAAGAAGAAGAAGAACAGGCAAGGAAAGAGGAUUAACUCGAUCAUCCUUGAGUUAUAUAAAUAGCUAGCUAGCUAGGGUUUGAUCAUCGAUCUCUGCUAGCUGUUAUUAUUCUUUAAAGCGUAUUUAUUCUUUUAUUGUUAUUAGAAGAUAUAUAUAUAUAUAUAAGAUGUGCACCAGAGGCCACUGGAGGCCUGCUGAAGAUGAGAAGCUCCGGGAGUUGGUGGAACGCUAUGGACCCCAUAACUGGAACGCCAUAGCUGAAAAGCUCCAAGGAAGAUCAGGGAAGAGCUGUAGGUUGAGAUGGUUCAAUCAGUUGGAUCCAAGGAUCAAUAGAAACCCUUUUACAGAGGAGGAAGAGGAGCGACUUUUGGCUUCUCACCGGAUCCAUGGGAAUAGAUGGGCUGUAAUAGCAAGGCUUUUCCCUGGUCGCACUGAUAAUGCAGUGAAGAACCAUUGGCAUGUGAUCAUGGCACGGAGAUGCAGAGAAAGAUCUAAGCUUUAUGCCAAAAGAGCUGCUCAGACAUUAAUGAACGAGCAAAAGACUUCUUCUUUAAAAGUUCAAGACGUCCAGAUCAUCAACUGUGAGACAAGAAACCUUACUCCCUUUGUUGACAAAUUCCGUGAAAGAUAUGCCUACCCUUUCACAUAUAACUCUCCCCAAUUUCCCAAAGAGUGGUUCUCUCAAGAUCUAAGUCCUUGUAUCACUAUGCUCGAAGAAAAGAAGCAGCCGGUUGAGUUUUAUGAUUUUCUGCAAGUAAAUACAGAGUCUAAUGGUAGCGAAGUGAUAGAUAAUGCGAGAAGAGAUGAUGAGGAGGUGAACCAAGAAGAAACGGAACAGCAGAACAAGGCUGGUGUUCCAUUCAUAGAUUUCUUGUCUGUUACUGGAAGUUCUUAAUUAGUAUACGGUUGUGGUGUCUGAAUGAUGAUAGAUGACACAUACUGUAUUAAAAAACAAAGAAAAGAAAGGAAUCACUUGCAUAUACGUACGUCUUCUAACUAAUUACUACCUGAUCACCUAGAUGCAUGUUGCUACUGCAUUGACAGACAGACUAUAUUUAAGGAGACAUGUAGCAUGUAGGGAUAUAUAUAUAUAUAUAUAUAUAUAUAUAUAUAUAUAUAUACUCGGAAAAGC
Messenger RNA from Alnus glutinosa, 1419 nucleotides. RefSeq names its product transcription factor MYB52. Gene Ontology annotation, cellular component: nucleus. Lineage: Eukaryota; Viridiplantae; Streptophyta; Magnoliopsida; Fagales; Betulaceae. The coding region runs from base 454 to 1182 and encodes 242 amino acids. The transcript has 3 exons. Gene Ontology annotation, molecular function: RNA polymerase II cis-regulatory region sequence-specific DNA binding; DNA-binding transcription factor activity, RNA polymerase II-specific. Gene Ontology annotation, biological process: regulation of DNA-templated transcription. The record is from RefSeq and is a predicted model, not a curated record.